CGCAAUGUUUACGUAAAUGUUUCUUUCCACCCGGUGUUGAAGCAAAUAACAAUUGCUCGUGCAAAUUGUGUAAUUUAAACAUGAAUUCCAACCUCUUUACCCGACUUAAUCAAGGAUUGGUUCCACUUAUAACAUCGAUCAGAAAUGCGUCCAAGAAAACGGGUGGUAGCUCGAGGAAUCCUCCCAAACAUCCGCGACCAAAACAUCGUGGCUGGAAGGUUCAAGAUGGUCAUCAUGUAUCGGCUGGAACUAUCUUAGCAACACAGCGCACAACCCGAUUUCAUCCCGGAUUAAAUGUCGGUUUCGGUAAGAAUGGAACACUGUUUGCUAUGGAACACGGAAAGGUGUAUGUUACCUGUGAAAAGAUUGACCCCAAUUGGGAUCACACAUGGAUACAGCGCUGUUACGCUGGUCGGGAAGGACAAACGAUUUACAAAAAGUUUUUCAAUGUGGUGCCCGAACCACAACAUCAAAGGUUUAAGCUGAUAGACGAAGUGUAAGUGUGAUUGCCCAAAAAAAUGUUCACACAGGCUCAGCAUAACUAGUAGAAUGGAUCAAUUAUAUUUCGGAUAAAUACAGUCGCGUGUGUCGUACACAUAAGAUGAA
Messenger RNA from Anopheles funestus (African malaria mosquito), 606 nucleotides. It is a transcript of the gene mRpL27, whose product is annotated as 39S ribosomal protein L27, mitochondrial. Gene Ontology annotation, molecular function: structural constituent of ribosome. Gene Ontology annotation, biological process: translation. The transcript has 3 exons. The coding region runs from base 81 to 500 and encodes 139 amino acids. Gene Ontology annotation, cellular component: ribosome; mitochondrial large ribosomal subunit. The record is from RefSeq and is a predicted model, not a curated record. Lineage: Eukaryota; Metazoa; Arthropoda; Insecta; Diptera; Culicidae.